This is a messenger RNA of Protobothrops mucrosquamatus (brown spotted pit viper), 1686 nucleotides long. It is a transcript of the gene MINDY4B, whose product is annotated as MINDY family member 4B. Gene Ontology annotation, biological process: protein K48-linked deubiquitination. NCBI's taxonomy places the organism in Eukaryota, Metazoa, Chordata, Lepidosauria, Squamata, Viperidae. Gene Ontology annotation, molecular function: cysteine-type deubiquitinase activity; K48-linked deubiquitinase activity. The transcript has 13 exons. The record is from RefSeq and is a predicted model, not a curated record. The coding region runs from base 117 to 1520 and encodes 467 amino acids.
GAAAGAGAAGCUAAAAAUGAAGAAGGUUUGAGUAAUUGGUUGCAAUGCCACAGUAAACAGCAAAUAGAAAUCUCUCUAACAGUGAGCAGGAAAGGAAGUUUUUGUGCAGCAAACAGAUGGACAAGGAAGCAUCUAGUGAUGUGUGCAGCUCAGUCCAAAUGGAGCUAGAAGAGAUAUCCGGCAAAAUAGCAGAUCUAGACAAGUGGAGAAAGAUUUUCAGUGUUCAUGGAUUGGAGAUCAGUCACAGACCCUUUCAGAAAUACCAAGACUGUAAAUCUGAUAAUGAUAAAGAAGAUGCUGCUGGAACAUCUCAAAAUAAAAACCCCUCAGAUCAGAGCAAGUUUCCAUUUAAUACUCUAUAUUCAAUUCCCAAAGCUGUAAUCGUUUCAUCGGACCUAGGAGGGCAUCCCAUCUCAUUGGAAAUGGCUCUGGAAUUGCGAAGGAUGUUAUUUGGAAACACAUUUCAAGUCUUCAACUAUGAAUGGAAAAAAUCAUAUUUCAGGUUUCACCACCCCUUUACUGAUUUGGCCUAUGCCUUAGAGAUGGAUAAGGGAGGAACCACAGCAAUCCAGAUGGCAGUUCAGGUUCACAUCAUGAAACACUUUUUGUUUGUACAAAACAAAGAAGAAAAUGUCUCCCUUCAAAGUAUAUCUGAAAUAAGCCUCAAAGAGCAAGAAAAAACUCUUACAACAGCACUAGCCGAUAUUCUGUGGACAGCAGGAGAAAGUCAGAGAGCAACUAUCUGCUUUAUCACGGAUGAUACUUACAUUACUGCAAAUGUAGACUACGAAGUGGAUCACUUUACUGAACAAGUUCACCUGUUUGAAUUUGUUGAGAAAGAAACAAUGCAGCACUUUAUCUUGGAUCACAUACACUGUCUGAACUCUGAGGGAAGUCAUGGGGUGAUCUUAUUUCUGUACAGUUUACUUUUCUCCAGGACAUUUGAAAGGCUUCAGAGAGAUCUAGACUUCACCACAAUUCACCUGUUACAAUGGAGACAUGGAGACAUUAGCUGCAGACAAGCAAUUCUGAAUCUCAUUUUAACUGGCAGAGCAAAUCCACAUGUGUUCAAUGGAUGCCAAAAGCUUGACACUGAAGGCAGCAUGCAAAAAGUACUGCAUGGAGUCCACUCCCGCAGCAAUGUUGGCUACUUACGAUGGAGUAAGGAAGAAGCAGAACAGCACAGAUCCCUAAAGGUUGGAAGCAUGUUGAAGACACCAAAAUUGCCAAUAUGGCUGUGCAACAUAAAUGAAACAUACAGUAUUCUCUUCAGCUUAAACAGGUUGUUAUUGUCUGAUUGGAAAAUGGAACAUCUCUUUGAUUUAUAUUUCUAUAAAGGCAAGACCUCCCAAAAGAAAACUGUCCAUCUAACAAUAGAUACACAUUCUCAUCACUGGGAAGAAAAUCACUGUGUGGAUAACAGGGAUCCCCACAAAAGAGUGCUAUCUCUGGAAAUGGCCAUUCGAACUAAAUGGGAAGGAGCUGCCAUCAGCUGGAAUGGAACAGCUCCAUUCUUCUGAUCCAAGUGACUGGAGGAGAUGGUCUUUUUUAAAGGUGCUGCCCACAUGAACCUUGAAAUGAAAGUGAGAAGAAGGAAGACAGCCUAUUGCUAUGGGUUGAAUUAAUGUAAAAAGUUGCUAUUGCUAAUUACAAAAAAAAUUAGCAUCCUGUGCAAUUCACUCAAUU